AUGCAGAAAGGCAAGAGAGAAGCUCCUUCUUCAGAUGGCGUUGGAGAACAACAGGGGGCCCCAGGGGCCCCCGGCAAUGACAGCAGCACGAGGCGUCGUCGUGUGCAGUUUGCUGCUGAGCCAACAUUCCAUGAAGCAGCAGCAACAGCAGCAGAUGAUAAUGAAGAAGAAUCUCCUGCUGCAGUAACAGCAGCAGCAACAGCAGCAGCAGCACGAGCAGCAGAUGACGAAGAUGGACCCGCACUAGCUGAUAUGCUCGAUGCAAAGUAUACAAAGACCAGGGUAGAGGAUAUAAGAAGAAGAAAGAAAUUAAUGUUAGCAGGUGCAGCAAGAUUAGGGUUAGCUGUAGACUUUGAUAUAUCUAAUGCAGCAGCAGCAGCAGCAGCAGCAGGAGAAGAAGACCCUAAUCAGGCGUAUGCAGGAGAGGCUGACGCAGGGGAGGUCCCCUUAGAGCCCUUUAAUAUGCGUCAAGAGAUGCAAGAAGGAGUGUUAGAUGGCGAAGGAAAUUUUUUAUAUAAAAAGAAAAACCCUCAAGAAGUGUUUGAUCCUUGGUUAAGUUCAUUAGAUGAGCAAACCCUUAAUACCCUGCUGCAGCAGCAGCAACAGCAGCAGCAGCAGCAGCAGCAAAUGGCGCAGAUAAUCGUAAAGCCUUUGACGAAGUCACAGAAAUAUGCACAGCACUUCUAG
Eimeria maxima is the source of this 687-nucleotide messenger RNA. Its product is annotated as CD2 antigen cytoplasmic tail-binding protein 2, putative. The coding region runs from base 1 to 687 and encodes 228 amino acids. NCBI's taxonomy places the organism in Eukaryota, Apicomplexa, Conoidasida, Eucoccidiorida, Eimeriidae. The record is from RefSeq and is a predicted model, not a curated record. The transcript has 5 exons. Gene Ontology annotation, cellular component: U5 snRNP.